Messenger RNA from Lottia gigantea (owl limpet), 321 nucleotides. RefSeq lists its product as hypothetical. The record is from RefSeq and is a predicted model, not a curated record. The transcript is spliced from 2 exons. Lineage: Eukaryota; Metazoa; Mollusca; Gastropoda; Lottiidae. Bases 1 to 321 code for a protein of 106 amino acids.
AUGGCGUCUUACAUGGUUCAUUGUCAAUACAGAGAGCAUGACGACGAUGAUGGUUGGGACGACGAUGAUGGUUGGGACGACAAUGAUGGUUGGGACGACAAUGAUGGUUGGGACGACGAUGAUGGUUCGGAUGAUGAUGAUGGUUCUGAUGAUGAUGAUGGUUGGGACGAUGAUGGUUGGGAUGACGAUGAUGGUUGGGACGACAAUGAUGGUUGGGACGACGAUGAUGGUUCGGAUGAUGCAUUGAUUAUGGUGUAUGCGUUGUUCAUAUUGUUUAUCUUGCUGUAUAUGUUGGAGAUAAUGACUGGACAACGACAAUGA